ACAUGUUUUGAUCACACAAAAAAAGAACAAAAUCUCAAACAUCAACAGUGUGUGAUAUCACGCGCGUGUGAUUAUUCCGAUUCCUUCUGAUCUCUAAGCUCUGGUGUUUCAUGACGAAACAAUGUCCACCGAUGAGGUCGUGGCCUCCGUGAAAAAAGAACAACCACAGAAAGAUAACAAUAGUCCUGAUGAUGACAAUCAGCUUCCGAAGCACUGGACCAAGGUCCCUUCAAAGAAACAUCCGGGUAAGUUCUACUUCUUCAACGUGGCGACAAAGGAAAGCCUUUGGGAGCAUCCGGGUAAAACAAGAGCACUCGAAAAGGAGAAGGAUAUCAUCCGAAAUGUUCCUGGGAAAACGGAAUCCAAAGAAAAGGUUCAGAGUUCAUCCGCCGUCAAGUCGGAGAAAGUGAUACAGCUCAAAAAUGACACCCAGUUCAAACAGCGGAAGAAUAUGGCCAAGGAACGAUUGGAUAAGCUACAAAAACAGUUGGAGGUCGAGAGGAAGAUCGAGCGUCAGAAGGGUGAAUGUAGGAAAGAAGCCAAGACCCCAGAAAGUCCGCGUAAGACAAUUGCGUCCAAAUCGCCAACGAAGAGUAAAGAAGUCACUAAUUCCAAGUCAAAGCGAAGGGAAGUGACUUGUUCUGAUUUGUCGCCUACGAAAAAGAGCAAGUCGGAUAAGAUUAGCUCUAAGAGUAAGGCUAUUGCGAAGAAGACGCCUCCAAAAGCAACAAAUAUUAGGUUAAAUAAGAAUGAAAAUAUUAAGCAAGAAGUUUUGAAGUCUACUAAUGACGUUGAGACACCACUCAAGGUUAAUAAAGAACUAAAAUCAUUUAAAAUACCUAAAAAAGCGAAGACAGAACCGGUGGAGUCCUCCAUUUUUGUGGAAACCAAAAAAGUGGAUGGUACAAGACCAAAAGAAACACUUUCUUUAAAUGCAACGGUACCUCAGGAAAAACCUGUUUCAAAGGAUUCAAGUAUUGGCUGUUCAAACAAAAUACAGAAACUUGUUCAAAAGCCCAUUCAAGUUGAGCAACAGCAAUGCUCAGCUAAACUGCUGAAACUUUCUCAUGAACCUACUACAACCGAAACAGUCGACUCCAUUAUUAUUUCACCAAAACUAGUAGCUCAAAAGCUACCAGAGCAAGUUUUGCCUUCGCCAUUACUUAAAGUUCUUUCUAAUGAAAGGCCCUCCUUCACAUCAACCCCAAAAGUACAAACUCUCAUUCAAAUUGAACCGAGCACUCCAAGCUUAGUGAAAUCUCCCGCCAACGAGCGUUUGGCCGGCAUCCGUGAAAAACUUGCUCAGGAAGUAGUCCAGCAGUCUGUUCUUCUUGAUGAGGACGCCGAAAUGACCGACCUGAGUGACGCCCAUCAGAACGUUUCCAUUGCCGUAUUAGCAACCGAUUCGGAAGCCAUGGAUUGGGAAGACAUUCCAGAAGAGGUGGCCCUGCGGGAAGUUGUUGCCGUACGGCAGCUUUCGAAUCCCAACAGUAGGGAGGCCAUAUUGGAUACAAGCAUUCCCGAAUACGGAGUUCAUCUGUUUGAUCAGAUCCAUUUCCCGCGAUUUGUUUUCCUUGUGAUGGAUACGAACGUGUUUCUGUCGCACCUCAAAGGGGUCGAACAGCUGCUCGGGAAAGGAUUUCCUCACAUUGGUCAACCGAUUCUGGUCGUUCCGUACAUCGUGCUUCAGGAGCUGGACCGUAUAAAACAUCGAGAGCAGGGCAAACCGCUCUCGCAAGCCGCAAGCCAGUCUAUCCGAUUCCUCAACGAUCAUCUGAAGCGGCGUGACCCGCGCGUCAAAGGUCAAUCGACAAUUGAGGCAACGAUACAUUUGGUUCCGGUGGAAAACCCGGACGACCACAUCAUCAACUGUUGCUUCCAAUUGCGCCAAAUAAUCGCUGGACGGGCCCGGACCGAGCUGAUGUUGCUGUCGAACGAUGUAAACCUGCGGAACAAGGCCCUGGUCAAUGGGUUGCCGGCCUUUGGCUAUGGGGAGCUGAUGGCAGAAGCCGAUAGGAUUAGGUUUGCGACUGAUGACCUGCCUCACGAGGAUGGAGCUCGGUGACGACAGAAGUGCGUCAUCUUGAGGGGUGCUGGACUUUAAAGGUGAUAAUCGCGGAACGUUGAUCGUUAACGCUCUUAUGAUAAAAAAAAUCGAACUGUGAAUUUGUAGUUUGUAGAAUAUUCAAAUACGAAAUGGAAAUUAUUGAAUUAUUUGUUUUUGAAUAACAUGUUGUUUAAUAUACAGAACAAAGAGUUUGCUUUUUAUUUCGAAAACAUGUUUUAACAAUCCAAUUUAGUGUUUUUAAAAUCAAUCAAUCUAUUUUUUUUAUCAAGACGCUUCGUUGUGCGUUUAGUCAUUGUUUGUUCUCAUGCACCUUUGCUUUUUGCCCUUUGUUAUCAAUAAGGAGCGAAUUCGGCCACGCAUGGCCAUUA
Armigeres subalbatus is the source of this 2436-nucleotide messenger RNA. It is a transcript of the gene Swt1, whose product is annotated as transcriptional protein SWT1. Lineage: Eukaryota; Metazoa; Arthropoda; Insecta; Diptera; Culicidae. The record is from RefSeq and is a predicted model, not a curated record. Gene Ontology annotation, cellular component: nucleus. The transcript has 2 exons. The coding region runs from base 122 to 2065 and encodes 647 amino acids. Gene Ontology annotation, molecular function: protein binding.